Erythranthe guttata (spotted monkey flower) is the source of this 536-nucleotide messenger RNA. Its product is annotated as MYB-like transcription factor ETC1. Gene Ontology annotation, molecular function: transcription cis-regulatory region binding. Gene Ontology annotation, cellular component: nucleus. NCBI's taxonomy places the organism in Eukaryota, Viridiplantae, Streptophyta, Magnoliopsida, Lamiales, Phrymaceae. The record is from RefSeq and is a predicted model, not a curated record. Gene Ontology annotation, biological process: cell differentiation; regulation of DNA-templated transcription.
UUGUAAUAAUACUAAACAAGUGUGUGAAAACUGGUGGUGUGAGAAAAUAGUCCUUAAAAUGGCCAGCUCAGAAAACUCUUCUUCAGAUGAUUAUUUUUCCACUUCUCAAGAAGUAAACAGGAAAGAAUCCGAGGUUGAAAUCGAGUUCUCGGAAGACGAGGAAUCGCUGAUAAUUAGGAUGUAUAAGCUCGUCGGGGACAGAUGGUCUUUAAUUGCUGGAAGAAUUCCGGGAAGAAAUGCUGACCAAAUCAAGAAAUACUGGAUAUCGCGACGAUAUCCCACCUCUGCUUUUCGGAAAUAAAACAUAUGUAUCUACCGUUAGAACUGUAGUAUUUCAAACAUCUGCUGCCUAAGGAUGUAUUCUAGUAUUAUUAGUAUGUCUGUAACUAAGAUCAGUGAUAUCAGUCGGAAUAAUGUUAUUUAUAGCCCGUGAUUUGUUACCGAUUCGUAAAAUCGAAGUGUUAUGCUGCUCGUUGAUCAAGUUAUAAUGUAAUAUAAUUCGAGAAACUAUGGUUGAAAAUAAUUCCCAUGCAAAA